UAGGAAGCCAAGACCCUCGGCUCACAGAGAAUGGCAAGGAACAGAGUGCGCUCAGCCAGCUGCAUCUCGAAGGAAACUAUCACUGCAGAUCCAUUGCUUGCUGAUUGAACGCUGCUUCCAGAGGAGAACCUAUUUGCUGAACGGUGAUUCCUGCUAACCCAGGGAAGCAAUGGUCGGACUGAAGCCCACUGACAUCCCUCCAACUGCUACUGUUAAGUUCCUGAGUGCCGGGAUGGCAGCCUGCAUAGCAGAUCUCUGCACCUUCCCUCUGGACACUGCGAAAGUCAGACUGCAGAUCCAGGGAGAGUCCAAGCCUACCAAGAACAUGAAGACCAUCCACUAUAAGGGCGUCUUUGGCACAAUCACCACCAUGGUGAGGACAGAAGGUCCCACGAGCCUGUACAAUGGCCUGGUGGCUGGUCUCCAGCGUCAGAUGAGCUUUGCUUCCAUUCGUAUCGGGCUGUACGACUCCGUGAAACAAUUCUACACCUCCACGGGAUCAGAGAAUGCCGGCGUUCUCACGCGGUUGCUGGCGGGCUGCACCACUGGAGCUAUGGCAGUCACGUGUGCCCAGCCGACCGACGUGGUCAAGGUGCGAUUCCAAGCCCAUGUGAGGCUGACGGAUGGAACCAAGAAAUACAACGGGACUGUGGAUGCCUAUAAAACCAUCGCCAAGGAGGAAGGGGUCAGAGGCCUCUGGAAAGGGACAUUACCCAACAUCACCCGCAACGCCAUCGUGAACUGCGGAGAGAUGGUUACCUAUGACCUCCUCAAGGAGAUGCUGCUGAAAUACCAUCUAAUGACAGACACUUUUCCUUGCCAUUUCAUUGCUGCUUUCGGAGCUGGGUUCUGCGCCACUGUGGUGGCUUCGCCUGUCGAUGUCGUGAAGACGAGAUACAUGAAUUCCACCCAUGGCCAGUACAGAAAUGCCUUCAACUGUAUGCUCACCAUGGUGAUCCUGGAAGGACCCACAGCGUUUUACAAGGGGUUCAUGCCCUCGUUCCUGCGGCUGGGAUCCUGGAACGUGGUGAUGUUUGUCACCUAUGAGCAGCUGAAACGCGCUGUGACGCUGGCCCAGGAGCCAUAGGUGUCUCCAUCCUAAGCCCCAGGGAGGUCUCUGGGAUGAGACGACAGAGGCCAGCAUGGGGGCUCCCGUGGAUUCUCCUCUCCCAGGCAAAGCUUGCAGAGCUGCCUCUCGCUGCUGAACUCUGACUGGGACGCACGCUCCCAACUGCUGAGGUGGGGACAUGCAGCUUUGGAUGGACUGUCUGGCGACAGCUGGCUUUUCAAAACCCACUUGUCACAGUCGGCGAGAUGCCAAUGUACAUUAUGUUAUUUAAACAUGCCCAAGGGAUGCAAGAUAUUGAAGCGACGAAAAAGGACUAGAAAAAACAAAACCAUCAGUGAAGCCAAACUCUAGCAAAGCUUUCGAUAUGGCCUCUGAGCUUUUCGAACCAUUCUGGAUCCAGGUGCUGCCAUAUGGACAGGAAACUGGAGCCCAAUCCAACGGUGACGAUAAGGAGCGAGGUACGCUUUGGGGGAUGGAGAGCACUUAGAGGGGGAAGCACAGGGGUCACUAUUAGGUUUAGUCUUAUUGAAUAUCUUCAGAAGGAGUAAACUGCCUUCAUGAGUGAUAGCAAAUCGGGAGAAAAUUGCCAGUGUAGUCAGAGUAAGUGACUUUGGGCUUAGCUUUUUGAAGACUGCUGGGUUCUUUACCCAGGUGGGUUUUUCUGCUUAACUCUAGGCACCACUUUUUCUCUGGGCUUUUUAUUUUCAUGGCACAUGUGGCAGGGUCCAUGCUCUGCCCCCAGCCCAGCAGGAUGACACAAACCGUGCCCCCACGCUGCUCUCUACCCCCACCCCUCAACAAGCUGGCUGUUUUUUAGAACAUUUUAUGCUAGUUUCUGUUAAGUUUUCUGGCAAGCAGCAAGGUCAGAGCAAUAACUCAAAGGAACUUAGAGACACUUGGGACAUGGGAAGAAAUAAACAGUCAAAAAAUGUCCAUCUAAACUUGUUGAAGAAAUGGAAAUUUUUGCAAAAAAAAAAUUCUGUUUUUGUCAAAAAAAAUGUGGGUUUUAUCAAAACAAUAAUUUUUGGAGGAAAAAAAAACCCUUUAAAAUCUUCUAGUGGAAAAAAAUCAUUUCCUGACAGCUCUAGAAAGAAAUAACCCAAUGAGCCUCAGAGUCAGUUCAAUUCCCUUUUCUGCUCCGGGCGCCAGGAUAGUUCUUCCCUAGCUCAUAGGGGUGUGGGGAGAUGCUCAGAUGUUACCGGGAGCUGGAUAACAGCACUGAGCGGAGAAUCUGGCAAAGGUGGUCUGAGAGGAGCAGGUAACUGUGAGAGAGGGGAUGAAAUUAAACCAAGGAAAACGUAGGAGGCAAAUCAGGAAAGGUUUCCUAACAUUGAGGGUCAAGCUUGGCUCCCAAGUGGUGGAAGGCCUGUCCUUCAAGCUGUUUAAAGGUAGGCUUGGUCUACACAUAGAAAUAUUGCUAGCAUAACUAUACUGAAUAAAGCCAAGCCAACAGCUGGAAGGCUUUAUCGGUAUCGGUGUCGGUAUCCCAGUGUACUAGAUCAGCAAAGCGCUCUUCGUGUGGACGCAGCAAAAUUGUGUUUUGGCAGCAUAGCUUAUUCCAGUGCCCUCAGCUCUCCUCCCAACUAAACCGCUGGCCAGCAAAAGCCCCAGCGCAGAUACAGUUUUACCAGCAAAAAAAGUCCUGUUGCUAGUAGAGUUGAUUUUGUUUGGAGAACUGGGAAAAGAACUCUCUUGCUGGUCUACCGGCACAGCUAUACUGGCAAACCCUUUGCAGUGUAGCCAAGGCCUUAGACUGGAUUAUACACCGAUGAACAGACUUUAGGGAACAAGCCCAGUGAAAGGACCAACCAGCUGGGACCUGUCAGGUCUUUUCCAUCUCUGGUGUCUGUAUGAUUCAGCUGAAUCAUACAGAGACCAGAGAUGGAAAAGACUGCUGAUGUGCAGAAGUGGGAUAAAUUAAUACAAAAGAAAUGCCUACCAAGACACAGGUAACUUUAGCUCCUCUCUCCCUCCCACAGAGCCAACCACCCACAGAUGUAUCUGCAGCAGGACACUGACCCGAGCUGCCUGCAGUGCAGACGAGUCAGAGUUCUGGAGCUGCACUGAGAGGAGAUUACUGGAGGAACAUUGCCCACCCCACGUGGAUCACUCGUGUCACAGGGGAAUAGUGGCCAUUAGGCUGUGUCAUGGUUAUUGCCACCUUGCAGCCAUGGCAUAAUAAAAAGACUCAGACGGCCCCCAUGGGAUCUAGUUACAGGUCUCCUGUCUUUUCCUUGGCAGAUUUAGUUCUCUCUCUCUUUUUCCUAUCUGGCCCAUGCUCAAAGGCCUGUGGUGCAAACCCAGAGGGGACAGCUGAAGGAUCUAACAUUGGGUUAGAAAUACCUAGAAUGAUCCCAAUGCUUAAAUCCUAGUGGGAUCAGCUCACACUGCAUCUUUCUGAGCUGGACAAAUGAACUUGCUUCACUGAAAGCACUAACCCGAGACCAAAGCAACAGCAUCGCUCUGGUCAAUGAAAGCCAAUGGCAGCUACAGCAGGCAGGCCCCCACCCGAGCAGUGACGUGGAAUUCACCCCGGUCCAGGUGCAGAAACCUUGUGCUGAAUUUCCCCUUCAGUGCUGAGCUCACAGGCGUGAUUUGGGGAAGUCUGCUUCAGCACACCAGCCCCUUUCCAGCCUCCUUGGUUCACAUCCUAAAGGAUCAAUGAGGGGCACACAGUCAGUCUCUUAAAAACAUCCUUCGCAGGUCAUCUUUAACUGUCCCGGUGGAGCAGUAAAUGACCUCCCAGAUGAUACAGGGCUUUGCAGAUCAGAAUCACCAGCUUGAGCUAAUAGCAACACUAACUCUUGCAGCCAGAGCAGAGCACCCCUGUGCAGUCAGUACAAGGCUCAUGCAGCACUUAUCUGGGAUGGACGUACCCUCCAGGCCAAGUGGGGUACGAGCUGCAUACUCUGCGGUGAUUCACUGCGCAGAGGUGAAUUUCACCCUCCUUGCACAGCUGCUCUGUAGCCACAGCCAACAGCCCCACGCUCUUCAGAAGCACUGAAAUUCAUAACACAUAAAGAUUAGCCCAGCACAGCCCCCUGGUGCAGACACAGCCUACCCAACAGACGGAGUUUUUCUGUCGGUGCAGGAACACCACCUCCCAGUGUGACAUUAGCUAGGCCAACAGAAGCAUUCUUCCGUUGACAUAGCUGCAUCUACUCUGAGGGUUAGGUCGGCAUCAGUCGAGGUGUUUUCUUCAUACUCCUAACCAAUGUAGCUCUGCUCAUAUAACUUUCAAGGGUGGACCAUGCCUUAGAUCAGUGACUACUGUACCCCUUUCAAGAGUCUGAUUUGUCUUGGGUACCCCCAAGUUUCACCUCACUUAGAAACUACUUGCUUACAAAAUCAGACAUUAAAAUAAAGAAGUGUCACAGCCACACUGUUACUGAACAAUUGCUGACUUUUGCAUUUUUACCAUAUAAUUAUAAAAUAAAUCAAUUGGAAUAGAAAUAUUGUGCUUACAUUUCAACGUAUAGCAUAUAGAGCAGUAUAAGUCAGUCAUUGUCUGUAUGAAAUUUUACUUGGUACUUACUGACUUUGCUAGUGCUUUUUAUGUAGCGUGUUGUAAAACUAGGCAAAUACCGAGAUGAGUAGAUGUACCUCCUGGAAGAUCUCUGAGUACUCCCAUGGGUACGUGUGCCCCUGGUUGAGAACUACUGCCUUAGAUACUACAACGAUGGGCACAAUAGAAAACUCUAAGACAUCAACAUUCAAUUUUACUUCUAACUGGACUAUGACUAUGGCAUUAAAGAAUUAAGCCACA
Messenger RNA from Gopherus flavomarginatus (Mexican gopher tortoise), 4835 nucleotides. RefSeq names its product mitochondrial uncoupling protein 3-like. Gene Ontology annotation, molecular function: oxidative phosphorylation uncoupler activity. Lineage: Eukaryota; Metazoa; Chordata; Testudines; Testudinidae. Gene Ontology annotation, biological process: mitochondrial transmembrane transport; mitochondrial transport; response to cold. The coding region runs from base 170 to 1087 and encodes 305 amino acids. The transcript has 7 exons. Gene Ontology annotation, cellular component: mitochondrial membrane. The record is from RefSeq and is a predicted model, not a curated record.